AUGACUGAAAAGAAAUCAAGAAUUGGAGAGUCGUGGAAUCGAAUAGUCGAAGACUCGAAGAAUCGAAGAUUUGAAGAAUCUAAUAGUCAAAGAUCAAAGAGUCAAAGAGUCAAAGAGUCAAAGAGUCAAAGAGUCAAAGAGUCAAAGAGUCAAAGAGUCAAAGAGUCAAAGAGUCAAAGAGUCAAAGAGUCAAAGAGUCAAAGAGUCAAAGAGUUAAAGAGUCAAAGAGUCAAAGAGUCAAAGAGUCAAAGAGUCAAAGAGUCAAAGAGUCAAAGAGUCAGGGAGUCAAGGAGUCAAAGAGUCAAAGAGUCAAAGAAACAAAGAGUCAAAGAAUCAAAGAGUCAUAGAGUCAUAGGGCCAAAGAGUCAAAGACCCAAAAAGUUAAAAAGCCGAAAUUCUAAGGGUCAAAGAGUCCAAUAG
Messenger RNA from Condylostylus longicornis, 420 nucleotides. Its product is annotated as translation initiation factor IF-2-like. The record is from RefSeq and is a predicted model, not a curated record. The transcript has 2 exons. Lineage: Eukaryota; Metazoa; Arthropoda; Insecta; Diptera; Dolichopodidae. Bases 1 to 420 code for a protein of 139 amino acids.